UACAUAAAUCCCCCGGCACUUUUUUCUAUUGAAUGCGACUUUGGGUCACCACUUCAGGGCGAAUCAGGGCACCUCGUGGUUUUUAAAGUGCACCGCUUCAUGAUUAACCGAAUGUAAACAGACUUUUUUUGCGCCUCUGUGUAACUUUGAAACUCGUACAGCAAACAUAUCAAACCGUUACCCAGUUGUAUAGAAGAACCCGUGUCAUAGUAAAGCAACGUUGUGAGCGCUUAAAGCAACUAUAUGAGUGUUGCAGCGAAAACAUAGCACCGUCUAAUACCAGACAUUAAGCUCCGCAUCCAUCCUCAAGAGUCUCUGUGAGCGCCUGCGAACAUGACGAGACGCUCCUGCACGCUUUAUGCGGUCGGGGUGAUAUGCAGCACCCUGCUGGUGGUCGGGAUUGGUCUAGUAGUGAGUCAAGUUUUCCGAACCUUCAUGCACAACCGCCUCAAAAAGGAGAUUGUUUUGGUAGAGGGAAGCCGUGUGUUUGAGUCAUGGAAAACCCCUCCCCCACCUGUCUACAUGGAGUAUUUUUUCUUCAAUGUGACUAAUGUGAACGAGUUCGUCGAAAAGGGGGCCAAGCCAGUGGUCAAACAGAUUGGACCCUACACAUACAGGGAGUACAGGUAUAAGGUCAACGUGACAAUGGUGGAAAAUGGUGAGAAGGUGUCCGCAUACAACACCAAGAGCUUUGUGUUCAUUAGGGAGAAGUCUGUGGGCGACCCAGCUGAGGAUAACAUCACCACUGUCAACAUCCCUGCUUGGGCUGUGAUGAACGAGUUAAAAGAAAGUUACUGGAAGGCAUCCAUGAUGUCCAUCUGGAUGAACUCUAUAGGGAUUGGUCUGUUCACCACUCGCACUGUAGAUGAAUUGCUUUGGGGUUAUGAAGAUCCCUUGCUUGUCCGCAUCGCUUCCAUGAAACCUAAUGUGGAGAAGAUCUUUGGCCUCAUGUACAAGAAAAAUGGAAGUAACGACGGGGAAUUUGUAUACCACACUGGGGAGCAGAACUACAUGGAUUAUGGCCACGUUGAAACAUGGAAAGACCAAAGACAGCUGACCUUCUGGAAUUCUAACCAAAGCAACAGCAUCAAUGGAUCCGAUGGAAGUGCUUUCCAUCCCUUGCUGGAUAAGAAUGAACGCAUUUACAUCUUUACUCCAGACCUCUGCAGGUCGAUCCACAUGGAGUUUGAGAAAGAUGUGGAGGUGAAAGGAAUCCCAGCGUACCGCUUCACACCCCCACGCUCUGUUUUGGCCAGCAAAAAGGAGAACCCAGCCAACGAGGGUUUCUGCGUUAGCCCAAAGGAGUGCCUGGGAACCGGCCUCCUUAAAGUCAGUCCCUGUCGGAAAGGUGCCCCGGUAGUUGCCUCCUUUCCUCAUUUCUACCUGGGAGACGAGAAAUACGUGGCUGCCAUUGAAGGAAUGUCUCCUCAAAGAGAGCAUCACCAAACGUACCUAGACCUCAACCCGACCACUGGAGUGAUUGUUCGUGCCAACAAGAGAGCACAGAUUAACAUCUUGUUUAACAAAAUACCUGGAUUCCCAAAAACUAAAGCUCUGAAUGAGACAAUCUUUCCCGUCAUGUUCCUCAAUGAGAGUGUGGUGAUUGAUGAUGCUUCUGCGGCGCGAGUACACAAGCUGCUGCUGAUCGUCACUCUUGUGUCCAACUUCCCGCUCAUCAUCGUGGGACUGGGUGCCAUUAUGCUCGCAAUUUUCAUCAUCCUUUUGCUCAAAGCCCGCAAACACAAGAAUGAAGUUGAGCGCAUCGUGUUUACCAAGCCACACUAUGCUACCUCCAAUGAAGACGACACUUCUUAUUCUCCAGUGAGUGAUAAGGAAAAGGAGGAUCCUCAAAAUGGAACAUUUAUUGGUAUGACGGCUAAAAGUGAACCACAAGCAUAAGAACAGAGGAAAAGGUGGCUUUGUACAUGGACAACCCUCAGAAUCAGAAAUAGGGAUGUGGGUUUUCAGGAGAGAGAGAAAAAAUGGUCAAUAUCUCCUCUAUGAUUGGAAAUCUUUAAAGGGUGGGGGGUUACGGGGUACUAUAUGUACUUCAUUUUAAUGUCAAGGCCACUGAAUUUCAAGAAAAGGUUUGACACAACACUGAGUCAAGAGCCAAAUCUUGCUGUUUGAAUCAGUUUGCUGAAAGCUGCAGUUCUUUAAUAAGUAGAGUUAGAGAGAGCUUUUUGUGGUGGUCCCAAACAAAGAUAACACAUCCCUUUAUACCUCAGAGGUGGGAUGAAUUUGAUUUUAAUGACUGAACUUAUUCUGUUUGCCUAUCAGUGGUUCUCAACCUGGGGGUCCCAAGAUAAUUUCGGUGUUUCAAGGUGGUUGUUGAGUAAAAAUAUCAAAAUAAUGCAAAGACAAACCUGAUAAUUGUGACUUUAAAAGUUUGAGAACCGCUGGCCUAUAUCAAAUUUAGUUGACUGACAACUGUGUUAUGUGGCACAGGUGGGGAUUUGGGACCAGGGAAAUUAAAUCUGUAAACUGUGAUUUUUAUUUUAUUUUAUAGGUAUUAUACGCCACUCUCAGGGGGCCUCUGCUUAGAUACUAUCGAAAAUACUAUCAUAAAGAAGGGUAGAGAAGCAAUACAUCAUCAUAUCUUGUCUUUGUGAAAGAAUUAGAAUCAAUUCAGUGUAACUAUUGUUAAUUUGCAUUUUAUCCUAACUAAAUGUUACAAAACAUUUUCAUGGCUCAUUAUUGUUUUCCAGUUAUGCAUUGUAUUUAGAGGGAGAUCUGUGAACAUCAUUAGCACCACACCUGAGAAAUCCUCAGAGUAUAUUUUUGUAUAUAUACAGUGUAAGGUGAAUUGAACUGUUAACAUUCCUCUCAGUGUAUUAUGGAAAUAUCAGACAAAACGCUGUAUAUUUUGGAUGUUUUAACUUUUGUGAAAUAGGAAGUCCUCAAUUUUAUUUGUAAAUGUUAAUGUAGAAAUGAAUGAAGUAAGAGCUUCACAGUUAUAUUCUCGUGCCAUAAUGAGCAACACUUUUAUCUGCCGUCUAAAACCCUGAAUAUGACAAGAUUUUAUUUUAAAAACAGUGAUUCAUACAGCACUUAAUUUUGUGUUAACGUUAUGGAUUGCCCUGUUUGACUGCUUACAUUAACUCACGCCUCAUCACAAAUAUGAUUCAGCUUAUUAUCAGUUCAAAAUGGUGUUUUUUUAUGCUUUUGCUGAAGGCCUUGAUUGCAUUGUUGCUGCUCAAUAUAACACCCAACAUUUUAUUUAUAAUGUUUGUGAAAGUCUUCAUGUCAGGGGUCUAAUGUAGUCAUUUCUACUAAAUCCUCAUGAUGGUUCAAUUUAUGAAGAAACACUGCAGCUAGAUUUGUUACUGAAUUUAUCUAGCCUUUUUAUAGUUUUCACAUAUUUUGUCUAAAGAACGCUGUCACACCAUCAAAUCUCAUGCAACUGAGAAAUGUUGCAUUUUUUGUCUUGCCAGCAGGGUCAAACUGCACUUAAUCAUUCAAGGCUGGUAAAAACAUUUUAUGUGCCAUUACAAUAUAGAAAUACUACAGAAUUACUGUAUUUAAAACUGUGUUGAGCCCAACCUUUGUUACAGCUAUCAUUUUAGGCAUAAAUGAGUUACUUCAUAAUGUCUCCUAUUACAUGCACUAUAAUAAUAAGCAAAACAUAUAUCAGAGAUUAACAGAGGAGCUGUAAGUUUAAUUUGCUUUGAUUUAACUUUUUGUGGUGGUGUAUACUUUAAUCAGUUAUGUUCAAUACAAAAAAAAAAUGAAAACAAAAUAAAUUCAGUGAAAUGUAGUAUCAUAAAUCGGGGGAGGGGAGAAUAAAUGGAUGAAACAAUAUUGUAUGCAAAAAUUACAGUAUUACACAGUAUUAGUUUUCUGGUGAAUAAGAUAAAUUAUUUUUGUUGCAAAAAUAAUUUGCAACAAUUAUUGCAACCAAACCAAAACCUAGAGAGCACCAUGUGGACUGUACACUGGGCUACAUUGUGCCAUGCUUUGAUAACAGAUUGUAUUUUCUGUAAUUAUAGUUACUGCGAUAACCACUAAGUAUUGUAAUUGUGAGCUUUAUUUUGAAACAGUAUUGUAAUUGUGAGCUUUAUUUUGAAACGCUGACUGUUAAUACUGUAUUUACUGUGUACACAAAAAUAAAAGUAGUUUCAGUAAA
This is a messenger RNA of Eleginops maclovinus (Patagonian blennie), 4126 nucleotides long. Its product is annotated as lysosome membrane protein 2-like. Bases 334 to 1899 code for a protein of 521 amino acids. The transcript has 13 exons. Gene Ontology annotation, cellular component: cytoplasm; lysosome; plasma membrane. Gene Ontology annotation, biological process: receptor-mediated endocytosis; protein targeting to lysosome. The record is from RefSeq and is a predicted model, not a curated record. Gene Ontology annotation, molecular function: scavenger receptor activity. Lineage: Eukaryota; Metazoa; Chordata; Actinopteri; Perciformes; Eleginopidae.